AUGAAGCACCAAGGGGGGAGUCUCCAUCAGAAUGAUAAAGGUGAAGUAGUAGCUGAGAUAGAAUUGGUAACUGCGUGGGAGAGGACGAAGGAAGGAAUCGACCGAGAAUCCUCCCCCAGGCGAAAAACGCAACAUGUUACAACGUUAUUUCAAGAGAACGACUCGAAUGGUGAGUCUCCUCUCUAUUCAGUGAGUAAUAAACUUGCUUAUCCACACAAAGGGCAAAUGAGCAGAUUUUUAACCCCCCCGGAUAAGGAAAAUGCAGACAUGAACCCCCGAGUGAAUAAUUCACCAUGUGGUGUCAGCAAGAGAGAACAGGAUAUCCAACUGGAGGGAGAUGGAAUAGAUGCUUGUUCCCCCUACUUGCGCCGCAGAUACGGGAGUGAAGAUGGUCUAUGGAAAUCGACUCGAGAGAGUUCAGAUGAAGUGGGGGGGGUGCACCAUGAAGGGGAUGUAGCAUCGAGCGACGAAGAUUACAAAAAGGAUGAAAUAUUCCUUCCUGAUGUGAUCGGCCAAAGUAAUGAUUCAUUUAUGCAUGGUGAGGAUAGAGUACGCGAGGAGGAGCCCAUGGAAGAGAACCUCGACGAGAGAGAAAAAAGAAUCGUCUACAGGAAGGCGGACGAAAUAAUCAACCAGGAUUCGGGGAAGGGAGAUGAUUGGAUGUCGAGCGAGGAGGAGGGAGACGAACAAUCAAGUGGGAAGGCGAAGCACCAUGGUGAGGUGAAGCACCAUGGUGAAGUGAAGCACCAUGGUGAAGUGAAGCACCAUGGUGAAGUGAAGAGGCGCAAUAUACUAGAUCGAGGAAAUCUCAACCUAAGCGCAAGGGAGUUACACUCAUUUCUAAGGAGGGACAAGUACAACCUCACGAAAAUAAAGACACGCAUGAGGAAGGUGGUCUAUAGGUACCUCUACGAGCGCGCAAGUGGGGGGAGCGAGGGAAGUGAAAAGAAAACCAUGGGUCUUGAAGCAUCGAGUAUGCCAGACACACACUGCGUGGAGGUAGAGACAGAAGUGGCCUCCUCACAGGAUAUCGCAAACCUUCUAUACACGGAGUGCACCAUACGAAAUACAAAAAUUUCUCAGUUAAGGAAUGUAAGUAAGUUGGUCUGCAACAGGAGGAACGAUAAGUGCAUGCAGAUUUUGAGCUACAAAAAUGUGUACGUGUUUGAUGGGUGGGGUUGUACCUCAGGGGAUGGUUCUACUGACCAUGUGGCGGUGGUGGCUACUGCUUCACCCAGUCAGGGGGCAAUGACCCCACGGAGGGUUCCUCCCACUUGCCGCUUCACAUGUAACAACCACUUUGUAUGUCUGCAAAGGGAAGAUGACGAGGUGCAUGUGUUCAGUCAGAAGGUGCUAAGUCUGAACGAGUUCAUUUUUUUUAAAGACAAGGAGAGUAAAACUACGAACGAAGAGGAAUUGAUGAAAUACCUGGACGACUUAACAUGCAGUGGGUUCGAAACCAACUGCAAAAGGGUUAAGAUGGAUUGGGGAUCAUAUCCCUUCUACAUCAUUAAGGAUGCCUCGUGGAAAAAAAUCAAGAGCAUCCACCUGAACGUAUCGAACCAUUUGUGCAUAUGCACAGAGGCAGGUACAUUUGUGUACGAAAUAUUUUUUAUAAAUGGAACCACGGAGAUAAAGUUUAGUGGGAAUUAUUUACAUAGAAGUGGAUCCUCACUGAAGGAGGAGGAAGUGUUAGAGGCAUACCUCCACAGUGAGAAGAGGAUGCUGCAUGUGAGUCAAUACAACCUUUUCCUACUUCAAAGGAAUAGCAAAUUUUUUAAGGAUGACCUGUUCACUAUCGUUAAGGAUAUCAGAUUUCGACAACGAAUUUUGAGUGUAUCCUUUUCUAACAACUGGAUCAUACUUUCUUUCAAUAACAGAGUGUCUGUUCAUCAUAAGGUCAGUGGGAAGGUUCAUUUCGUUGUACAGGUUAACUCAGAGGGGGAUAUCGUUGGUAAGGAGAUUAUCCAAAGAAGCACCCAUGUAGAUGGUCCAUAUGUUAAUGGGGCAACCAGGAUGGGUAUUUCCGAAUCGGCGCAUUACAUUCCAUUUCUGUGCCCCCUCGAUGGAGACAAUCUGUUUUGUCUAGCCUACGGAAGGAGAAUAACUAUAUUGGAGUAUUCCAAUGAAAUUAUCGUUCGGAAGAAAUGUGUGAUGAAUCAUUCUGUGCAGUUUAUGCGAACCGUUCGAAAUAAUAUUUUGGUGAUUUAUGGAGAUAAGCAUUUGUACGUAUUCCAGUUGGUGUACGUGAACAAGGAUUUUACUCUGGUGUUUUUUUUUAGUAAAAAGAUUAGCGAUGCCAAGUGUCGCAAGAUACAUGAUGAGGGGAAGGCGUUUGAAUUUUACGGAGAUGCCAUAAAGGUGAAGGUAAAAUUAAUCAAGAUUAAUCGGGACGACGAAGUGGCCAGACGCAUUUUUUAUGCACUCAAUGGGGGUGGAGCAAAGGAGAGUGGAUUAAAAGGGUGUUCCACAAAUGGUGGUAUGGGUCCCGGUGAUACUACAAUUGUGAGUGGCACUGCCGAGGGAGUAUCCCAUUUCUACGUGAACCUCCUCUACAUCUAUAUUCUGGAUGGCGAGCGCGUUGACCUCGUGGUGGUGAACUCUCUGGUCUACUUGAUUUAUGUGCUUUUCAUCCACCACAGGUAUGGCUUGCUGCUGGCGCUGAUGCUGCACUUGUACAAGGGAAAAUGUUGCGUGUUGACAGAUUUCCCGGUGGACGAGGACGAGAGGAGGGAGACACUGAAGCCUCUCUUCCACUUCCUCUUCGAAAGGAGAAUUAACGAUAUAAUAAAAGAAGGCAACAGAUUUGGGAUGGACCCACGGAACAGCAUCUACCAUGUGCCAAUCCACAUGUCAAAUCAGGUAUCCCACAAUUGUGAGACUGUAGGAUCAUCUUCAGAAUCUACUGCCUCACCAUCGGUAGAGGAAUCCAUAUCUGAAUCGGUGAGGGCAUCAUUAAAUGAUAAAGUUUUGAUAAAUGAGGAUGAAAAUAUCACGGGGUUGUCACUUCCUUCUGUUGGAGGAGGUAAGAGGGGGGGGGUACUUCACCCUAAAGGGGGAUACAUCUCCAUCAAUGGAAGAGUGAUCUCACAUAACUGUAUGAAGGAACUACAGAGAGUGUGUCUUCUGGGCAUAGAAAUUAGUGUGCAAUAUAACAUGAACCUGUACGAAUGCAUGUUCAAGCUACUUCGGGGAUUCGAUGCAGAAAAUAUUUACUUCCAUCUGAUAGAGGAGUAUAUCUUGCGGAAGAGGAUUGGAAUAGCUCACCCCUCGUUGGUGUACAGUUUGACGGAGCACUUCAAAAGGCUCUACAGAAUGUUCUCCGAAUACGAUGAUUCAUGUUACGAUGUGUUUUUGUUUUUUUGCGGUCUCGUCGGGGGGAGGUUGAGAGGCGACCACUUGACUGAAAAGCGUCUAAUCGAGGUGGUAUUUUCACCUUUGGGAGGGGGCGGCGAUAGUAUCGAUGAGCGUGCCGAUGAGCGUGCCAACGAACGUGUUGGUGAACGUGCCGAUGAACGUACCGAUGAGCGUGUGGAUGAACGUGCCGAUGAGCGUGCCGACGAAAGUGUUGGUGAACGUGCUGAUGUGUGCGAAGACCUGGACACACACCUGUACCUGCACCACCUGGGCGCGAAGAACAUUUGCAGGAAGAUCCAGAGGAUAUAUGCCUUCGUCUGCAUAGUGGAGAAGUUUUUCCGUCUAUUUGAAAGCAUAAUCCUGGAAGGGGAUAUAGAAGACAUUAUCUCCCACUUGCCAAUUCAUCUAAGUGCCUUCAUCUACAACAAACACAGUGAAGACAAGACGACCACAGCCGAGUUUUUCAUUUCUUACCUUAUCAGAAAAAAAAAUAAUUUCUUCUAUAGCUUCUGUAGGUGCAACAAUUUGAAGAGUGAUGAAUUCCCUAUUUACAUUCCCAUGUAUAUGUACAGGAAUUUCUUCCACUCGUAUUUCCUUUUUGAUUAUGUGUUCUCCGUCACGUUCAAGGUACCAUUUAGCAUCAGCUUGAAUCGAUUCGCAGUUCCUUUGGAGGAGGGUAUCAUCACACUUCGGUGUUGCCAUGCAAAGGUGGAAGCGAGUUACAAGUUCGAGGAUCCUUUAAAUUACAAAAAUGUAUUUUUCAUCUUUUCUCCUUUUCGUGUGGAAAGGGAGAACCACUGCACGUUGAACCGGGCGAUUUUGUCUCUCUGGCGGUACUUGUUGGAGGGGGCAGACGGCCAGGUGGGAGGGUGCGUCUCCAGCGGUGUCGAUCGGGAUCGUCAUGUUGAUGGUGGGGGCAGCUUCCUGGAGUUCCUCUCAGCGACCUGUAGAAGCGCAGAUGGAGUCACCCGUUGUUCAGACAUAAAGGGUACGGAGAAAAUACACAUGGACGACUAUUUUAACCUGGACAAAAGUGGCAUCUUCCUACUUAUGCAAUUAUCAUUGAAGGAUACGUUUUAUUUAUUAAACAGAAGUUUUUUUCAAUAUGACUUCAUCGAAAACUGCGAUAUUGUUAACAUGUUGGUUCGUAAUUUGUGCAAUUUUUACCUGCACAUGGUCAUAACUUUUCUCUACUACAUGAUAUACUUGAAGAAAAUUUUGAAGAAUAAUUUAUCAGAAGAGACAUGCGUCCAGAUAUAUAAAGAAGUGCUAAUAACAGUUGAUCGUUGUAAGAAGUAUGACCAUGCUCGUGAUUUGUGUUUGAAGUUGACAUAUGUGAUAGAAGCAGAGAGACACAUCCAUGUACAGAAGAAUUUCCUCGGCAUAGUUAGGUGGAUCAUAUUGCAACUUUUUUACCUGAACAAACAUAGGAAAGAAAUGGCUAGCUCGAUAACGUAUUUCUUAAUUCUGUUUUUCAUUCUUCAGAGGAAUUGUGAUGACCAUUCGUUUAAUUACUCCUUGGGUGUGUAUUUUGUUAACUUCUUAUUGCGCCUAUCAUGUGGGGGAAGCGAGGAGAGUCUAAAGAAUCCAAUGGUAAGAAAACGUCGCUUCGAGAGACUUACGAAAAAGUGUUUUCACUUUGCGAAUGAAAAUUACCUGAACAGGGUCAGGCGAUAUGUGAAAGAAUCAAGUUUUCUUCGAACCUUUAAUUUGAAGAAGAACAACUUACGUAUAAAGAAGAGGGAUAUCAGGAAGAACGUUGAAAAGACAUUCUCUCCCUGGUGCAACUUGGUUAACUAUCUCUUAAGGGAGGUAUACAACGUGAAUGUGUCUGAUAUAUUUCGCCAGUAUGGUGGUGAUAUGUACCUUUACCACGAUGGGAAUGAAAUACAAGAAGAGGUACAUGGUGACAGAUGCGCCUUUAAGAGAGUUCCUUCCAAAAAAGGGGGGACGACAUUCCCGGGAGGAAUAUCAAGUGGUACCAUGUCAUCGGGGGGAGUACCUUCCGGGAAGGGUAUAACUGGUCGGGGGAGAAAAAAAAAAGAGCAUAACCAAGGAGAUAUUUUUUAUGUUCAGUUUUGCAGGAGGCACUACGGGUAUAUUUUGCUACUGUACGUGAAGAGGUUGUUGGUGUUGCACGAGAGGGGGCGAUACCCCGGGGGAAAGAAACGGGAGAAGGGUAGUCAUCCACAUAUCAGCACAGAGACAAUUGAUAAUGGAUGCAGCAGGAAGAAGGUAGACAAGCUUCUCAAGUAUAUCCUUCUUUUCAGCUACGAGCGAAAGUGCGAGGCAGUCUAUCUGGUUAUACUUCACCACUUUGGUCGGUAUGAUGUUAUCAUGGAUCAUUACAGAAGUAAGGAAGAGUGGAAAAAUAUGUAUGCGUACAUUUUUGAGAACAUUUUUUUCUUUUUUAAAGAGAGAAAGAUGAAGAGGAGGCUCCGUGGGUACCUCUUUUAUGCAGAUGCCCUGGAGCAUGUCGAUGUUAUGAACGACUUGUUUGUGAAUUACAUUUUGGAGAACUACGUACUUUUUCACAACCACACGGUGAGGAUUCUCCGGAGAGGAGAAGAGAAAAUUGGUUCGCACAUCACCAUAAAUAAAGGAGAGUCGAAGAACCAAUCCCCUUGGAGGAAGACACACCUAAUGUGUCUAUGUAAACUAUUCACCAGGACGCUUAUUGGAUGCCAAAGCUUCUCUGAUGUGGUGAGGCAAAGAGUAUAUCAUCUUCUUUUACAUGAGGCUCGUAUGCCCAACAUAAUCCAAAGGUAUAUCCAGAAAAAAGUUUUUUAUUCCUAUCUAACUCUCCUCUGUAAAUACAAAAAGGAUGAGGUGUACAGAUGCAUCAAGUAUGUGAAAUAUGUACAUGUGUGUAAAUACAAGGAGCUAUUUGAAAAGCAUGCGAAUGUAAAUGUCCUUCUCCAUUUGUACGAAAUGGAAGGAAAAUUCCUAUGUGUCAUCGAUCUGUGUCUUAAGCUGAUCAAGGAGAAUAUUUUAAAAUUGAAAAAUGCAUUCAGUCGAGAGGAAGAUUGGUUUGUACCGCAGGAUGUGACAUACGGGGAUAUCUACUCAGUUCGCUUUUGCAGUCGAAUCGAUGUAUACAAUUUAUGUACCAUGCCGUUGAAGAAGAUGGUCCGCAAGAUAUUUUUCGCAAGGAGGAAUGAGAAAGGUGAUUACGCCAGUCAUACUGAUCAUGUUUGUUAUGAUGAUGAUGAGGAGGAGGAGGAGGAGGAUGGGUUAGGAGGAAGUGUCACACAGAGGGAUUCAUUUUUGAGUAACCUACUAAGCCAACUAAACAACGCAGAGAGUAGGAGUACGUGGGAGGGCUACUUGGUGAAAACUCCUCGCUGGGGUGGCAGGUCUAAAAUGAAGCGCUCCAAGGGUGACAAAAACGGGAAGGGCAUAAUAAAAGAACCGAGACGGAUCGACAAAGUUGUAGACGGAAAGGAAGAACGCCUGGUGAAGGCAUGCCGCAUCUUUCUCACUACCGAAUACAAUGUCAUCUUCCUUUACAUUUACAUGUUGAUAUUUAUCCUGCGAAGGAACAGAUUACAGAAUGACCGAAUUAACGAGUACGUUUUGUUUUUCAUUGUAAAUGAGUGUGUGAAGGGGUUCAUCAGUAUUUGUGACAACCUGGGGUAUGGUGCACAGGAUGAGCGUGGUGAAGGACACCUCUUUGGACCGAAGGGGCAUUACACAACUUGGGGAGAAUGCCUACUUUCAGAAAAAAAAAAAAAAAAAAGAGACGAAGACACACACACACACCCAGAUGCAGUUUCAUUUUUUAGCUACCUGUUUAAUCAAGUAGUGUUCUUUGCGAUAAACAUAAGCUCGCACCGACAUGUUCAAAGGAUAUGCAAGCAACUUCUGGUGAAGUAUCGAAGGCUUCAGAUAAAGGUGGUUAGACCUCCUCUCAUUGGUUUUUUAAAAAGCAUGACGGAGACUUACUCGCUCUUUAGUAACAGUUGUCAUGUGUCGGAGAGGCGGAUAAAGAGGCAAAUAGAAGCAUACACUUUUGAGAGGAAGAAGGGGCUCGUGGUGAACUUCCAGGUGGACCACACGCACCCCUUCAAUACUAAGUUGUGCGCCCGGAGCAAGCGGAGUGGCGAUUCGACGCGCCAGAAUCGACACGCUGUUCCAACCGGUCAACCUGGUCAGGCCAACCAACCUGGUCAGGCCAGCCAACCUGGUCAGGCCAGCCAACCUGGUCAGGCAAACCAACCUAAUCAUCAUCAAACCGAUCAUCAACAGGAACAGGAGGAAUUACUACCCGAGGGCGGCAGAGAUUUCGCCUCACUUGGUGAAGCAUUAUGGCUGAGCAAGUGCGAACACAACCAUCACUUUUCGUGCUCUCUGAGAUGUCACCUCUGCGGCGCCAGCGCGGAGCAGUCUAGCGGAUCGAUCGCCUAG
Molecule: messenger RNA, 7764 nt
Organism: Plasmodium knowlesi strain H
Lineage: Eukaryota; Apicomplexa; Aconoidasida; Haemosporida; Plasmodiidae
Product: conserved Plasmodium protein, unknown function
Exons: 2
Coding region: 1-7764 (2587 amino acids)
Source: RefSeq, a predicted model, not a curated record